Messenger RNA from Haemonchus placei, 519 nucleotides. NCBI's taxonomy places the organism in Eukaryota, Metazoa, Nematoda, Chromadorea, Rhabditida, Trichostrongylidae. The record is from the annotation of a GenBank genome assembly.
AUGAAUGACUUUGCCGUACACCGAAUGUACGCUGAAAAUGGCGAAUUCCAAGUGCUUUCACUACAGUACUUAGAUACAUCAUUUGCAUUCAAUAUCUUCCUACCUAAAAAGAGAUCUAAUCCUGAUGAGGGACGUUCAAAACUUACUGGGGAGCAGAUACAGAACCUGCUUUCAAAGUUAGAAAUGACUUACAUAUCGAUCACAAUUCCAAAAAUGAAAAUCGAGACGGAUUUCAAAUUGAAAGAAGCACUGAUAGCAAUGGGAGUAUCGGAAAUGUUCACCGAUAGCGCCGACUUGACCGGGAUCACUAAGGAACCUCCACUACAGGUUUCCGAUGCUGCUCACAAAGCCAUCAUUGAGGUUGACGAGGCCGGAACGACAGCAGCAGCUGCCACCGUCAUCGGGAUGGUAGGAGCGUCAGCUGUAAUGGAGGAACCAGUGACAUUCCAAGCAGAUCAUCCAUUUUUAUUUAUUCUUACCAAGGAUAACAAUCCGUUGUUCAUGGGUAGAUAUGUGUGA